UCAAAUAAAAUUAAAGGUGUAUACAUUUUCAGCAUACAGAGCUCAAAUAUAUUAAUUUAAUGUGAGCCAUGAACGAAGAAUUAAUUAAUUCUACACUAUAAUAAUUUCUACACAAGUUUUCUGUAUUUCUAAUGCGACAACGGUAGCGCAAUGUUAAUAGGGCAAAAAUUGUGUUGUGACAUGUCAAUAUAACCUUAAAAACACUGAACACAUGCAAGAUUAUUGUUGCGUUUCAUUAAUUAUAUAAAGAUAUAAUGGCCGAUAAAAUAAGGUUUGAUUCAAAGUUUGAUGUGCAAAACAAUUAUGAGCCAUCAGAUUCAGAAAAUGAAUAUUCUGCGGACGAAAAAGAAAUUAUAGAAAAACUGCGUAAAAGAAAACAUCAAGACUCAGAUAGCGAAGAAGAGGUAUAUGGGUUUUCUGAUUCCGAUGCCAGUUCAGAGAACAAAAGUGAUUUGGGUAUAGCAGAUAGUGAUUUAGAUGGCGGGGACAAGUCUGAUGAUGACUUACCAGACUCCAAAGCAUGGGGCAAACAGAAGAAGUCUUACUAUUCAACAGAUUAUGUUGAUGAAGACUAUGGAGGAUUUGGUGAUGAUGAACAGGAUGCUCUCAUGGAAGAGGAAGAAGCAAAAAAUAUCCAGAAGAGAUUACUUGAACAACUUGGAGAAGAGGAUUUCUCUCUUGAGUUUUUUACUAAACAAAUAAAAAGUGAAGGUGAAGAUAUAUUGAUUAAACAUGAUGUGAGUCAAAUGUCAAAAAGACAAAAGCUACAACUAUUUGAAAAAGAAAGCCCUGAAUUCUCUGGUCUUAUUGAGGAUUUUAAAUCAAAAUUAACUGUUGCUAAGGAUGAUUUGCAACCAGUUUUGGAAUUAGUAAAAGGUGGUAAACUGCCCAGUUGUUCAGCUUCUAAAUUUGUAAAAACAAACUAUGAAUUAAUUUUAAACUACUGCACAACAAUUAGCUUUUAUCUUUUGUUAAAAAGUCAAAAAAUAAACAUUCAAAAUCAUCCAGUGAUAAAAAGAUUGUACCAAUAUAGACAAAUGCUUAAAAAGAUGGAACCUAUUUAUAAUACUGUAAUCAAGCCACAAAUAGAUAAAAUCUUAAACACAUUGAAAAAUAACUUAGAAUUGCAGCUUAUUAAGGAAAAUAAGAACAAGAAGCGCAAGUCCGAUAUGCAAUCAGAAAACCCCACCAAGAAACUUAAAUUAUUAAAUAUAGUUGAAAAAGAUGACGGGGAAGACACUGGAGUUUCUGAUGACGAUAAUAGUGAAGCUGAAAAUUCUGAAUUAGUUGACAACAAAAUUGAAGAUCAAGCAGAUCAAUCAGAGGAAAGUGGGUUCUCAGAUAAUGAUGAGCCAGAAAGUGAACAAAAUAAACCAACAACUUCAAAUCAAGUAAGUGAUGCAAUCCCUGAGGAUGUAGGAGACAAGAGGGAGAUAACUUACCAAAUUGCUAAAAACAAAGGUUUGACACCACACAGAAAAAAGGAACAAAGAAAUCCCAGAGUGAAACACAAACUAAAAUACAGAAAAGCCAAAAUAAGGAGGAAGGGUGCUAUUAGAGAGCCAAGAACAGAGAUCACAAGGUAUGGUGGGGAACCCUCAGGUAUAAAAGCAAAUGUGAAAAAGAGUAUUAAAAUAAAAUAACACAUUGUCUUAAUCAUUCAUUAUGUUUAUUUAAAUACAAUGUAUUUGUUUUAUUUUCUCAAUAAAGUUGUAGUUUACAUUUAAAA
Messenger RNA from Bicyclus anynana (squinting bush brown), 1729 nucleotides. It is a transcript of the gene Sas10, whose product is annotated as something about silencing protein 10. Gene Ontology annotation, biological process: maturation of SSU-rRNA from tricistronic rRNA transcript (SSU-rRNA, 5.8S rRNA, LSU-rRNA). The record is from RefSeq and is a predicted model, not a curated record. Gene Ontology annotation, cellular component: small-subunit processome; nucleolus. Lineage: Eukaryota; Metazoa; Arthropoda; Insecta; Lepidoptera; Nymphalidae. Bases 255 to 1643 code for a protein of 462 amino acids. The transcript has 2 exons.